AUGUCCGUGUGUGUCGUAUUAGCUCAAUUUGACAGCCUGGUGGCCCGGAUGGAAUCUUUCAGCUCAAGGCUUAGCACCAAACGAAUUCGCCCAACAACAGAUCAACUGAAUGAGUUCCAGAAUCUGCAUGUGAGAUUCAAGGCAAUAUUAGCAGAUUACGACACCGGCGUUGAAAGACUGUUAACCACGGGACUGCCGGACGAAAAUGACAUUUCUAUCGCAGAUCGCGUUCGGUCCGACAAAGAUUCCAGACUAGUCACCUCCUCGACUUUAACGACACUUAAGAGGAACAUAGUUCUUAUCUUUACGGGACCGAAAAUAUCUAAAUUGGAUUCCAGUCAAGUGAAGACGAAGAAUAAGCAGACUGAAUCGCGAUGCGGGAGGCUUCGGUCUCAGCACAGCCAUGUUAUUCUUAUGUGGGCAAUGGCUCUUCAGCCAUCGACCUGGAGAACUUCAGGGGGAAUGACAGACAAGACUUUUUUCUUCCUCAUGGAUGACCUCCAGGAAGAGCGAAUGAAGCAAAUUCCGCCCAAGAUAUCAGAUACAUUACAAUCGCUAGCAGAAGAGGAACCUUUGAAUACCUCCGACUUAUUCAAGAAGUUCAUUGAAGAUGUUCGGAAGUCAGCCGUUGGUCAAGAAGAAUCAGCCGUAUUACGGACGACCCUGAAGCGAAAACGCAUAACAGAAAUUCCAAAAUUCUCAAGGCAAUACGAAUUGGUCGAUAAAGACAUGCGAAGAGGGGACUCGACAAAUCCCGAAUUGUGCCAGCAUGCUGCCGGUGAUAUGCCAAAAAUACAGGGAGGCAGACAUGUUCAGCCUCACCUAUCGCCAAGCUGCCAAUGCUUGGAGACAGGCUCUUCAGCGCACUUCAAAGCAGUCAUCAAUGGCAAUGGGAACGCACAGUAG
This is a messenger RNA of Penicillium canescens, 906 nucleotides long. RefSeq lists its product as uncharacterized. The record is from RefSeq and is a predicted model, not a curated record. The coding region runs from base 1 to 906 and encodes 301 amino acids. The transcript is spliced from 2 exons. NCBI's taxonomy places the organism in Eukaryota, Fungi, Ascomycota, Eurotiomycetes, Eurotiales, Aspergillaceae.